This is a messenger RNA of Pieris rapae (cabbage white), 1126 nucleotides long. RefSeq names its product cleavage and polyadenylation specificity factor subunit 4 (gene Clp). The record is from RefSeq and is a predicted model, not a curated record. NCBI's taxonomy places the organism in Eukaryota, Metazoa, Arthropoda, Insecta, Lepidoptera, Pieridae. The transcript has 4 exons. The coding region runs from base 228 to 1103 and encodes 291 amino acids. Gene Ontology annotation, molecular function: RNA binding; zinc ion binding.
UUUAGCGAGUUAGCUGUGCGUUGAGUGUUGACACUUGAUAGAGAAGUAAUUAGAACAGUCGUAACUCGUACCUAACACUUAACAUACUCACGUUAUUAUCUAGUAUUUUCUAAUGAAACCGGCCGUAGAGAGAUAAAAUUGGCUGUUAAAUGUGGCUGAUUUGUUAAUGAAACCAAAACAAAAAAUAUACAUCAUUUUAAGUUGACACCAUUAAAUUUUGUUCAGUCAUGGAAGUUAUAGUUGCUAAUGUUGAUCAUAUCAAAUUUGAUAUUGAUUAUGCUCUCGAACAGCAGUAUGGAGCGUUGCCAUUGCCAUUUCCAGGAAUGGAUAAGUCUACAGCGGCGGUUUGUGAGUUUUUUGGACAAUCUGGAGGUUGUAAUAACGGACCCCGGUGUCCUUAUAGGCAUGUUCGUGGUGAUCGGACUGUGGUGUGUAAACAUUGGUUGCGAGGGCUUUGUAAAAAGGGUGAUCAGUGCGAAUUUUUACAUGAAUAUGAUAUGACUAAAAUGCCUGAAUGUUACUUUUAUGCUAGAUUUAAUGCUUGUCAUAAUAAGGAAUGUCCAUUUCUCCACAUUGACCCAGAAAGCAAAAUCAAAGACUGUCCCUGGUACGAUAGAGGUUUUUGUAGACAUGGGCCACAUUGUCGCCACCGGCAUGUUAGGCGUGUCCUUUGUACGAACUAUUUAGCUGGAUUCUGCCCUGAUGGUGCAAGCUGCAAGUAUAUGCAUCCGCGGUUUGAGUUGCCAGCUCCUCCCGAGCAGACUAAAGACACAAAACGACUUCCAGUCUGUCAUUACUGUUCAGAAGUUGGUCACAAAGCUUCCACUUGUCAUAAACUUCCUCCAGAUCAAAGAGAAGUUGCUCAAAAACAAGAAGAAGCCAGGUACAGGGCCUUAGGUUAUUUAAAACAAGUGGGAGAAGAAGAUUCUCAACAAACUCUACACAGAAUGCAGCGAAUGAUGCAUAAGCCUCUAGAAGAGGUGACGUGCUUCAAGUGCGGUACAAAAGGACAUUAUGCUAACAAGUGUCCUAAAGGACAUCUAGCUUUUCUAUCAAAUCAGCCAGGACAAAACAAUAAUACGGUGUUCAAAAAAUCUAAUUAAUAAUUACUUUUAAUGUCACUAAA